Trichobilharzia regenti is the source of this 1537-nucleotide messenger RNA. NCBI's taxonomy places the organism in Eukaryota, Metazoa, Platyhelminthes, Trematoda, Strigeidida, Schistosomatidae. The record is from the annotation of a GenBank genome assembly.
GAUAUCAAUCCGUGAUCAACUCGUAAAAACAUAGCUAACCCUUACAAACCAAACUAUAGAAAAUUACCAAAAUUAUUAUGGAAAAGCACAUGGUUUUCAAAGUUUCAUUCUGUCUAGAACUUCAUCUAGUCAUCAUUGUUCAGGGAUAAAUACUGUGGUUCAUUGAAUCGGCGAACUACGGUUUCUCAUUUAACCACUGGAGCUGAAGUAGCUUAACAUUACAUUAGCGCCUCACACUGUGAAUGUAUAACCGUUGGAUUAAUAGAAGUAUGUCUGUCUUAUAACACUUAAUAAUUUUGUGUGUUGAUAACAUUUCUCUGGGGGCUCACUAAGUACCGUGUCUUUGUGCUUAUUUGUCACUUGCAUUUAUGGAUCUAAUACUGCUAGAACGAACUUGUCAACGUGACGUCAAAGUUUUAUAGGGCAACUGUUUAGCUGCUACAUGUAACCGAAAUUGAGGAGCAGUGUAAUGUUGAAAAAUUCUGCCCGCGUAAUUUUGUCAAACACCACAAAACAUAAAGUCAUUUUUGAAUACGUUUUUAGGUAGUUAAACGGAAUGGAAGUGGAUAGUAACGCUGACGCAAAUAAUGUAACUUCCGGACCAGGAUCUGUAUCAGUACUCCUGCAUCCACUUGUUAUUCUAAAUAUUUCGGAGCAUUGGACGCGUAACAAAGUGAAGGAAAAUUCAACUGCUGUUACAGUCUAUGGAGCUUUGCUUGGUAAACAAGAAAGUCACCAUAUUGAAAUUUCUAAUUCAUUUGAGUUACUACUAGAUGAGCCCCAUCUAACCGUCAACUCUGAAUUUUAUACUACUCGAGAAUCCCAAUGUAAGCAAGUUUAUCCGGAUCUAGAUAUAGUUGGAUGGUAUACUACUGGUGGACCUAUCGAUGAAAAAGAUGAAAUGCUCAACAGACAAAUGCAAGAACUUAAUGAGUCACUCCUCAUAUUAAAAUUAGAUCCCCUUCAAACAUGUGGAGAGAAUCUACCUAUCCGGGUAUAUGAAUCAGUGGUGGACAAUGAUGGGAGAGUUCACUUUAGACAGGUAUUGUAUACUUUGGCAACUGAUGAAGCAGAACGUAUUGGUGUAGACCAUGUUGCACGUAUUUCAAUGUCAUCCACUGGUCAAGCAUCGUCUAUGACCGCUGAACAUCUUCUAGGAAACUAUCAAGCUAUUCAAAUGUUAAGCAGUCGCUUGCAAUUAAUUAGAGUCUAUGUGGCUGCAGUAGCAGCAGGAGAAUUACCACAGAAUAGAGCAAGACUGAGAGAAAUUAAUGCUUUAGUCAAACGAAUACCACUUAUGCGUUCAACUUCAUCUACUGAACAAAAUGAUCACUUAUAUCGUCAAGCCAAUGAUGUUUGUCUAACAGCAUUACUCGCAAGUAUAACCCAAGGGCUACAUACGCUUUAUGGAUGUAUGUCUAAGACAGCGCAUGUUGUAGACCGUCGAGCUAUAAUGUUAAAUGUACCAAGUGCAGCUAUCAGUUCAUGUUCAAGUCGUCUUGCCAAAGCUACGCAUUUAAUAGGAAAUUCUAACUAG